Molecule: messenger RNA, 585 nt
Organism: Paramecium tetraurelia
Lineage: Eukaryota; Ciliophora; Oligohymenophorea; Peniculida; Parameciidae
Exons: 4
Source: RefSeq, a predicted model, not a curated record
AUGAAGUAUUUUCUUAAUUCUUCCCAACAAAAUAGACACGUAGAAUAGGGGAGACCAGUCAUUCUAAUAAUUAAAUUAUUAAUUUACCUUAAUUUUAAAAUAUCAACUGGUCUAGCACCAAACCAUGAAUUGACUCCUGGAAUAUAGACUAUAAAAUAAAAAUAAGAGUUUCAAGGAGGACCCCAUAAAACAUAACUACAUUAAUUGGAGAAUAAAUCAAGGUCACUAUCACUUACAUUUGCAAGAGAAGACAUUAGACCAUUAGACCAUUAGACAAGUUUGAGCAUAUUUAAGUGCUGCUGUUUUGAAACAAGCAUUAGUAUUAAUGGGAUAUUUGUAGUGACAUCAGAUCCACUGAUACCCAUUGAAAUACCAAUAUCACCUUAUUUCAUUGCUGGAGAAUCAUUUACGAAAUCUCCUGUCACUCCUACUACAUGUCAGAUCUUUUAUGCAGGAGAUAUACGUGCAAAUACUACUUAAGGUUUACUGCACCAACUUUUAAGUCUCCUGUCUUUCAUGUGCUCAAAGACGUAUUCUCCAUUUUAACUCUCUUCCUCCAAAGCAUAUACUAUCAUGUCUCCAUGA